AUGACCACGCCAGAGCUUUAUCUGUCGUUACUGUCUGGUCGGCAGGGCGAUGUCUCGCACCUAUCAACGGAGCAACGCCAUAACGAUGUUGGGUCCCGUCUCUCUGGCCACCCAUUUCCCAACGACCCCGACCGAUUGAUGGACCUCUUGGAUGCUCUUGCUGCCGUUUGCGUUUGGAAAGAAGAGAAACAAGUCAUGUUCGUGUCAUUGUCCAUGACCAUGGACCCGAAAGCUGCGACCCUCUAUGUGUCUUCCAACGAGACCGUACCAGCCACCGUUACCUCCCACCUCCGUAUAAUACGGGGUCAGCUCAAGGAGCUCCAAAGCGUUGUAGUACCCAAGCAAUCAAGCGUUGUAGUACCCAAGCAAUCAAUCCCACCCGAUAUUGAAACGUCCCCCGAUCCAAGCAAAACCCAGGCGCGCACCGAGGGCGAGCUUAAAAUCCAGAAGACCAUAUAUGAAUAUUCAUAUGGCAAACUUCGCCAACGGUUCAACAAAUGGGCACCUGAUAUCCUAGCAAAAUACGACGCUUUCACAAAAAGUUCGAAUCUUAACAUCCAGGAUGCCACGCUUUUACAAGCUACGCACCUCGCAUUGAAACACAUUCAGAGUCUGCUUCGUAGCAAGAGACCGCCGCCUGACCUCAGUCGCUUGAUUUGGAUGAUUGACAAGUUGAGUGGGAGCUGGCAGGAUCACUUGAACGCUGCAGGAAUUGAAGAGAUUUUGACCCGUUGGGAUAAUUAUAUUGAUGCUGGCCGGAACAGGAAACUGUCUCUGCGACGCUUGUUAAAGAAGCUUUUUACCCUUCACCACCACAUUCGCACCAUCAUGCGCAUCGCCUGGUCUCGCCGACUCUCGCCUUUCCUCGACGGACAGUUCGAUGUGGUUGCUGUGCCAGCAGCUUGCUACGACAUAUCCAUCCGAGUGUCCGAGCAGGCCGUCCUCCCUGUCAUUUUCCCUGCGAGAGAACAGAAGCACCUACCGAUCUACGACGACAUCCUGAAACGGCUGCAAGAGAAAGCGGAAAGUGAGGGAGUAAAGAUCGAGAAAGGGAAGCUAUCCAUGAAACAAGCAGCCGUUCACGCCGAAUGCACCCUCCUCGCAUACCAUAUCCAGCACCCCAACAUUCAUCCAUACUGCUAUUUCGGCGGAUCGAAACUAUCGUGCCACGGAUGUGCCACCUUUUUCAGCAGUUACAAUCUUGUCGCAGAAUCCUUCCAUCUUCCCCAAUUCUUCACCAAGGGCUCCCACAACAAGAUCUAUCUCCGGUGGACUUGCCCUCACUUGCUGCCACUGCAGCGAUUCAAGCCACUACAACCUGGCACCCUGUCUCUUGAUGCUCAGGUUAAACAGAAAAUGAUUGCGGCGUUGGGCAAGGAACUAAUUGCGUAUGUUGAUGAGCUGCGCGCAGUCAGAGCAGGGCCAUCCCCAUCGCAGUCGGAUAGCACUGCUGCCUCUGGUGACUCACGCGAGGAUGCAAAUGAAAGCCUAGCAGAUUUGAUAGCUGGCCUUGCUCAACUAGAUGAUCAAGUAUAA
Messenger RNA from Laccaria bicolor S238N-H82, 1536 nucleotides. RefSeq lists its product as uncharacterized. Lineage: Eukaryota; Fungi; Basidiomycota; Agaricomycetes; Agaricales; Hydnangiaceae. The coding region runs from base 1 to 1536 and encodes 511 amino acids. The record is from RefSeq and is a predicted model, not a curated record. The transcript has 3 exons.